Scatophagus argus is the source of this 4093-nucleotide messenger RNA. Its product is annotated as immunoglobulin superfamily containing leucine-rich repeat protein 2-like. Gene Ontology annotation, molecular function: protein binding. NCBI's taxonomy places the organism in Eukaryota, Metazoa, Chordata, Actinopteri, Scatophagidae. The transcript is spliced from 2 exons. The record is from RefSeq and is a predicted model, not a curated record. The coding region runs from base 576 to 2738 and encodes 720 amino acids.
CUGAGGAAUGAAUAGCUGGGGAUGUGGAGCCCAUUGGCCUGCAGAAUUUUGAGGUACGGCCCUGGGAGGUGGAGGCACUUAAAGGUGACACCAGCUGUUUGGAAAUCCCUGUUACUGUUGUUAUUUAGUGAAACUGGCCACACGAAGAAAUACUGUUAAUUAAAAUUAGUAGCAGUAUUACCAUCACUGUUAAGCGUGUAUUGUCAUUAUUAUUAUUAUUGUUGUUGUUAUGAAGCACUUAAGUGUUUAAAGCCCUCAUAUCAGCCGUCUGUACGCAGCGACGGUCACGUUGAACGUCGUUUCCCCUUUAAAAUCUGUUUUUGAAACGUCGAUGCUGAUCUGUCCAGAGCUGUGAGGAGGGGAGGAUGAGGGGAGGAGGGGGACAACUCGGUAUGACAUAUAUUGUCAGGGAGGAGAAACCCCGCAUCGGACACGCGUGUUUUCACCAUGCAGACGCAGACAGACGCCGUCAAACUUCAAACCAGGACGCAUCCGGGACUCCUGUGACUGCAAACACCGACUGACGUCUUCGGCUUUCUGUGCCAAAAUCCACAGAGAAAACGCAGGAGCAGAAAAUGGCGGCUGCAGACGUCCUCUUCUUCACUUUGUGGCUCGCCUCGGUCUUCACCACCGGACUUGGAUGCCCUGGGCCCUGUGUCUGCUCAGACAAAUACAGCCGCCAUUUUGCUGAUUGUUCCUACAAAGACUUAACCAAAGUCCCGGAUGGUUUGCCUCCUAAUGUUUCAACUCUCAGUCUCUCGACCAACAGGAUCAGUCUGAUACCACUGGGGAGCUUCGACAAUGUCACCCGGGUGACGUCGCUGUGGAUGGCCCACAAUGUGAUCGUCUCCAUCGAACAAGGGGCCCUCACGCCUUUGGUUCAUCUGCGUAACUUUGACAUCAGCCAUAAUAAAAUUGUAGACUUCCCAUGGGAGGAUCUGCAGAACCUCACCAACCUGCAGAUGCUAAAGAUGAACAACAAUGAGAUGGUUCACUUGCCAAGGGACGCCUUCUCCAACCUCAAAGACCUGCAGUCCCUCCGACUCAACAAUAACAAAUUCAUAACCGUAGCCGAAGGGACGUUUGAUGGUUUGGUGUCUUUGUCCUAUUUGCAGAUUUAUAAAAAUUCUUUUGCUUGCACCUGCACCCUCGACUGGCUCAGAGACUGGAUAUCAACGACCACCGUCUCCGUCCCAGAGAAGGAUUUGAUUGUCUGUGAAUCUCCAGAGAACCUCAAAGGGGAAAUGAUCAGGAAUUUGCCUGAGUCAAAGUGUGCAGGCGCUAAUGUCACAAUACAAAUCGAACCAAAUGCUCACAACGCAACCUUCCAUGAGGGCAGCACAUUAGUCCUGACUUGUGAAUUCACAGGAAACCCAAAGCCACUGGUCAUGUGGAGCAUUCACAGCAACAGUCUGAGGCGAGAGCUGGCUUUGUCGUUCACUGAGGACGACUCACAAUUAACUGACGUCUCCUUACUGUCCCACAGUGCUGUUAAAGUCUUUAACAAUGGGACUCUUGUCAUUUCACACAUCAGGAAAGAAGAUGGCGGCAACUACAGCUGCUCGGCUACGAAUGAAUUUGGGACAGCCGAGGAUUGGGUGUCAUUGACGGUGACGGAUUCACCAAAGCCAGCACCCAAAAUGCAGCUGACUACAACACGGACCUACGCUGAAACGCACCAAUCUGUGCUCCAAACAACAGACCAAACAUCUGAGUCUGAUUCUGUGCAUCUCCCUGAUUUGAAAAGAAAAGAAAACACGCACAUCUUGCCCACUUUCUCACCCACCGCAGAGAUCAGCUCUAAGUCUGAGGAGGCAACAAGGUAUCCGUCACGUGCCAGCAAAUGUGGCUUGACUGCUAACACGAGAUACGUCUCGAGCCACGUCUUUAACGGGAGCCUGGAUGAUAUCAAGCAGUACACCUUUGACUUUGGUGUCAUUGCAUUAGGGGUGUCGGAAACAGAAGCAACAGUGCGACUCAAUCCUCUUCUCAUACCCAGAGACAAGAGCAUCAACCGGGCCUCCGCCGCCGCCGCUGCCACCACCACCACAUCCGAGAGCCUCCGCACUGACAGUGAAGAGCAUCGCGGCUUCUCAGACGUUUCUGACAAAGUCCGUUCAAAUGGCUUGUAUCUGUGUGUCACCGCUGACAGCAAACACUCGGCCGUGCAGUGGUCCAGGAUCAAAGAGGGCGUCAAGACGUAUCUGUUCAGCGGUUUACGUCCUGGCACCAAUUACUCCCUGUGUCUGACCUACAGAGGGGAGGACUGCGAAGUCCAGGUGUUGUUCACCACCAGGAGGAAGGUACCAAACCUGCUCAUCAUCAUCUCGGUCAGCAUCUGCCUGCUGACUGUGUCGACCGUGCCUCUCCUCGGCGCAACGUGCUUCCACCUGGUCUACAAAUACCGCAGCAAGACCUACAAGCUGAUCCUGAAGGCCAAAGACCAGUACAACAUGGAGAGGAACCUCGCCGCCAACUUUAGCAUCCACGCGUCUCACACCGAGUCUCAGAGGAAGAUCAACGGCAGCCAGCUGGACGAGGAGGAGGGGGAGACGGAGAGCGUGGACGGUGAGAAGGAGGCCGACACAGAAGAAAGUGUCAUGACUGAAUCGUUUAGCUUGUCUCAGUGCAGGGGGAAUCUAGACAACUGCGAGGUGGGAUCUGAGUACAGUGACCGCUUACCGUUAGGAGCUGAAGCGGUGAAUAUUAUGAGCAGCUACAAAUAUACAAAUCAGUAAUUGCUGACUGUUUCUGUCAUUCACAGUUUUGUUUUUGCAUUUCGUUAAAGAUCAAAAACAGGGUUGUUUUCAGUUUGUUCCCUUGAGGCUUGCAAAGACAGACCGUAAAUAAUGUUUUGUUCCGUCUGACAGGAACCAAAAUGCAUUAACAUGUUUUAAAUGGUUCAGUGAGGAGACAGGCCGCCAGCUGUCAGGCUUCAUCGACCGUCAGGGGUUUUCCAGACAAAACACGUUAGUGAAAGCUGAACUGGUUUGGGCUGUGCUGACCUCCAUUUUGUAGCAAGAAAUGUCACAGUUUCCUCCUUUCACAACAGUCAUUUAUUUGGCUUCUGAAAAACCACUUCCAUAAACACUGAAGAGUCACUGGAGAGAAGAAACAGAACCGGCUUGUGGCCAGAGGGACACUCAACCAUCAAAGCUUUCAGUAUCUGCUCAGCUUCACGUUCUAUUAAGAUGUCACUGGUGGUGAGUUCAGUCAGAAGCCUUCCUCAGAGUGUUUAAAGUUUAACAUUUAGGAAAAUACACAUAUUUGCUUUCUUGCAGCUGAAAACACAUUCACAUGUCUGUUCGCUAGAUAUGCAGCCACAUCCAGCAGCAGCUUAGCUCAGCUUAGCGCCAAGACUGAAAACAAGGUUUCAGUGAGCUCAUUGGCUUGCUGAGUAGCACAUGGGAAUAAAUGAGAAUGCCAAGAAGUUUUAAAUGUGCAUCUGGAUCCAAAUCUCCAAUCUCCAAAACACACAUGGUGGUAGACAAUCAUGGGAUGCAUAAAGCAGAUAUUUAGAUUUAUAAGCGCAAUAGUUCAUAAGAAACAAAACUAUUCCAAAAUGCCUUAUCUUUCUUCCUGGUAAAAGUCAUGAAUCCCUGGUCCAUCUUAAUAACAAAUUUCAGUAAAGUCUGUCAACAUCUUUUAUCUCACUUAAUGCACAAAGAAACAGAAAAAUAACCUUUUGGUCAGCUGGUAAUCCAUCACAGUAAACAUGGAGGCUGAACAGUGAGAUGUCAGCCCUGCAGCUGUAAAAUAUUUUAGCUUGAUUAGCUGGGACUCCAUCUCGGCGCCACUUUCGACCAAAAGAGUUACGAAUUGCCAAAAUGUCGAGUGCCGUCCACAAAGUCAGCACUGAAAUAAACUAUAAAGUCUCUGCCAGGAAAUAAUCAAUCAAUCAAUCAGUCAGUCCAAAUGUAUCAUUAUAAUUGAAAUUAUUGCCGCUGUCUAUUAAUUUAGAGCGCGUUUGUUGAAAUGUGAUCCUAACUAACAGCUUGUGAGGGAAAACAAGAUGAGAGCAAACACAAGUAAGGACGACGGUUGAAUAAAAAUCAAUAAAAUCAAUCGUUAUGGAAAUAAGAUGUGUUAAAAG